GGGAUGGAGACUUGUAGUGUCCACUGAUCAGACACUGUGUAAAGCAGCUCCAUCAGUAUCUGCAGAUUCCCCCAGCACUACAGUCACUAUGGUUCACUGGACAGCUGAAGAAAAGGCAGCCAUUGCUUCUGUCUGGGCAAAAGUCAACAUUGAACAGGAUGGCCAUGAUGCUUUAACCAGGCUGCUGGUUGUUUAUCCCUGGACCCAGAGGUACUUCAGCAGUUUUGGAAACCUCUCCAAUGUGUCCGCUAUCUCUGGAAAUGUCAAGGUUAAGGCCCAUGGAAAUAAGGUCCUGUCAGCUGUCGGUACUUCAAUUCAGCAUCUGGAUGAUGUGAAGGGCCACCUGAAAGCUCUCAGCAAGACCCACUCUGAGGAACUUCAUGUGGAUCCUGAAAACUUUAAGCGCCUUUCGGAUGUGCUGGUGAUCGUUCUGGCUUCCAAACUUGGAUCUGCCUUCACUCCCCAAGUCCAAGCUGUCUGGGAGAAGUUCAAUGCCGUUUUGGUGGCUGCUCUUAGCCAUGGCUACUUCUAAAACACUUGCCAAUUAUUUUGUCUUGCUAUAAGUGUAAUAAAACAAAAUUUUGAAAUUAAA
Xenopus laevis (African clawed frog) is the source of this 592-nucleotide messenger RNA. RefSeq names its product hemoglobin subunit beta-2. NCBI's taxonomy places the organism in Eukaryota, Metazoa, Chordata, Amphibia, Anura, Pipidae. The coding region runs from base 89 to 532 and encodes 147 amino acids. The transcript is spliced from 3 exons. The record is from RefSeq and is a predicted model, not a curated record.